AUGGCAGGAACUGAGAACUCCAAGGUCACCAUCCCAAAACAACCACCCAAGUCAAGCAGCGGCCGCCGCUUCGUCGGAGUCCGGCAGCGGCCCUCCGGGAGAUGGGUUGCAGAGAUAAAGGACUCCUCUCAGCGCCUACGCCUCUGGCUCGGGACCUUCGACACCCCUGAGGAGGCUGCAAGGGCCUAUGAUGAGGCUGCCAGGGCAUUGCGUGGCGAGAAUGCACGUACUAACUUCGUCACCGAUCCCAAUUCCCCACCAAUGGACUUCUCCUCAGCUAAUGCUCCAUUCUUCUUGGAUUCCGAUGUCCGGCGUGGCGGCGGAUUCUCUUCAUUGAGGGCGAGGUUGAGCAAGAACCUCCAGAACAUCAUGGCAAGGACAGCGGAUAAUAAUAGGUCAUCUAAGACUAGGGUCAGUGACCAAUCCACCUUUGCUAGUAUCUUCCAUUGCAGGAGCAACAACUUCCAACACUAUCUGAUGGAUUCGAAGAGCAUCGAGAAUUCGGUGCAACCGAGCUUCGUAGUUCCCCGGCCAGCCGAGGAGCAAUCUGCAUGGGGCGCCUCAUCGGAGUGCAUCGGCCUCGGGCCUCAUGCAACCAGUUCUUGGGAUGGACUGAGGGAUGCUUGUGAUGUGGGGAUUCCACAGCAUGGCUUCAAUGAUCCAAUGGUGUGGGGAAUUGAUGGUGGGGAGGUUGCUAGUAGAGGGGAGAGAGAGCUGGCAUGCAGCAAGAGGUUUAAGGUCUCUUCUUCAAUCAUUGUUCCCCCUACGUUUAGUGCAUCACAAUCUCUUGGUGAGAAUUGA
Molecule: messenger RNA, 801 nt
Organism: Elaeis guineensis (African oil palm)
Lineage: Eukaryota; Viridiplantae; Streptophyta; Magnoliopsida; Arecales; Arecaceae
Source: RefSeq, a predicted model, not a curated record